Molecule: messenger RNA, 2616 nt
Organism: Polychytrium aggregatum
Lineage: Eukaryota; Fungi; Chytridiomycota; Chytridiomycetes; Polychytriales
Exons: 13
Coding region: 12-2471 (819 amino acids)
Molecular function (GO): MAP kinase scaffold activity
Source: RefSeq, a predicted model, not a curated record
CCGGCGGCUUGAUGUGGGGGGGGGGCGACCAGAAGCAUCCCGCAAGCCUAUGGCCGACGUCGUCCGCACACCUGCAGAUGCGGUCUGAUACCGAAUGCACGGCCGGACGAUGCCCAAAGGUCCGGCACCGCCCAAAGACGCCGUGCAGAAACAACCCCCGGUCAGCAGGAUCGCCGUUCAUCCAGCCGGCCCCCCCCCGAGCCGCAAGAGCUUGCCUCCGAUCCAGACCUGCACCCGCCUGGUCUCCUUUUCCCUCAUCGCUCCGGCUCCUGUGCCCCCGCACCUUCCCCGUGCCCUCUUUUGCAUCGCCUGGUCGAGGCAUCUUCGCCCACCGCCGCUGCCGCGACCCCCGCAUCUGCUGCCCGAUCCAUUCCGCCAGGCCCCCGGCAUUUUGUCCAUCCGCUCUUGUUGCUGUCUCGACAAAGCCAAGUCCGGCCCGCUUCCCUCCUCCCGUGCGGCUCUACCGAUAUCCGAAAGCCAGCAACUGGGCAGACAUCUUCUCCCGACCCCAAACCGUCACUGCUCUGGCCAGGAAUCGACGCCUUUCGCUCUCAGGUCCGCCUCUCUCUCCCUCAGCCAUGUCAAAAGAGAACGACGUUGCAUACCAGCAAUACCAGAUCCUCUACCCCUUUCUGCAGGACUUUCUGCAAAGCCUCACCGCCGAGGGCUCUCUCUCCACCCGGGCGCUUGCUGGCAAAGACAAGCUCGUCCGGCUCGCCAACGGACAGCUCACCGAUCUUGCCCGAGAUGUAACGGACGAGCUGGAGAGGCGACGAGCGAACAAUCCAAAUGUGCCGUUUCUGCCCGUCCGAGAGGAGUUCCACCAAAAGCGCAAUCAAGCCCGUCAGAAGCUCGCCACCCUGACCUUUACUCGGUAUCGCGACCUCGCGGCUGAUGUGUUUUUUGAGAUCGAGCGUCGCUACCCUCACUUUCUCCAGGAAUAUCGGGUCAAGCACGGCAUCCCGGAGCCCAUCCCGGUGGCACCACCUCGUGCUCAAAGCUCAAUGUCUGGAGGGCAACGAGACGAUUUGUACACUUUGGAGAGAAACCCUCCGAAAAAGUCCAUGCGCCCCGAGUCGGCCAUCAACUUUGCCAACCUGGAUCGGCUAAUGACCGAUCUCGGCACGAUGGUGGUGUCGAAAGAAGGCUCCGACACCAACUCUUUGGAUCGAUCAUCGUCCAAUAUGCGCCCCAACCCAGGCGAUGGGCGCAUCGAGUUUUUGAGCCGACGAAUCCGUGAGCUGGAGGCAGAGAACUACCAACUCCGAAGCAAGGUCAUUGAGCUCGAAGAAGGGUACAACAAUGCUGUCGAGAAACAAAGGAAGGCCGAGACCGAGCUGAGCCAAUCCCAGCAAGAGCUGUCCAAGCUCAAGCAAGACCAAAUCUUGUUGCAGGAUGCGUACAACAAGCAGCAGCAUCUCACGGGUGAUAUCCAGUCGGAGGCAUCGAACCUACUCGAGGAGAUCAAGACGCUCUCCAAGACCAACGAGGAGCUCGGCGAAGUCAAUACCCGCAAUCAAGCAGUCAUCCGACAGCUCACCGAGGAGAAUCAGAGACUUGCCAACCUCAAAGGAGUGGCGCCGCUCAACACUUAUACCGAAAGGGCUAUAUCCGAGGACCGCCUCAAGGCUCUGAAGGAUGCUUCUGACAAUCUCCUGAUCGCGGGGCGCGGCGAUUCGCCGACCGGAGUCUUGGUGGCGAUGAAGGCCGUGGUGCUGGCGUGCAAGAACAUUACUGAAGACUGUGAGCGAUACGAGAACUCUGUCCCGCUGUCGGGCGAAGCCCGCGGACACAUCGACAAUGUCAAGAUGAACAUGUCCAACUCGCUGACCGGUCUCAUGAACACCACCAAGAGUCACGCCACCAACCUCGGCAGGUCGUCCGUUCAGCUGCUCGAAGCGGCGCUGGGCAGCCUAUGCAGCAACGUCACCGAGCUCGCCGAACUCCUCAACGGGUCUGGCUCGACAGCGGCAGCGGCUACAAGCGAGGCGCGCGUGGCGUCCGGGGGCUACGAAGACACGUUUGAUGUGGAGUAUGGGGACCAGGACUAUGACACAAUGCCAUCGAAUGGACGGCCAGAGAGCUAUGCGAUCGAGGAGCUCAAGAUCUAUCUGGAAGACAAGACAGACCAGAUCGUCCAGGCCAUCCAAACCCUAUUGAUAACGAUGCGACAGCAGAGUCAGUUUGGCCAAGAGUUCAGGGACACCGUCGGCCGAAUCACAACAAUCGUGUCCAAUCUCUUGGGAGUAUCUCGAUCGACGCUGUCCAAGCCUGGAGCACAGUAUUACCAUCAGGAAGGCAUGGCUAUCCUCGGGCUGCUUGAACAGGCGAAUUACUCUCUCGAUGAGCUCGGAAACCGCAUCAUGCAGAAUCCACAGUCCAAAACAACAAAGCAGCAGCUGGCAAGCUCCUCGUACGAUAUCGCCAAGUACAUCAAGGAACUAAUCAACCUGAUUGAGAGCGAUCAUUGACCCAUAUGUGUUGUACCGGGCCACCACGCCUCCCGAUGUGAGAGUAUGUCAGGGUUCACAAAUUGAAGAGUGACAUCCUGCUGGAGUCCCCGGGUUUGGCUUCGGGAUCGUGAAUAUAAGCAAACGCUGAUCUGGAAAUGACUCG